Rhincodon typus (whale shark) is the source of this 995-nucleotide messenger RNA. RefSeq names its product sulfotransferase 1C1-like. Gene Ontology annotation, cellular component: cytoplasm. The record is from RefSeq and is a predicted model, not a curated record. Gene Ontology annotation, molecular function: sulfotransferase activity. The coding region runs from base 255 to 944 and encodes 229 amino acids. The transcript has 6 exons. Lineage: Eukaryota; Metazoa; Chordata; Chondrichthyes; Orectolobiformes; Rhincodontidae. Gene Ontology annotation, biological process: sulfation.
GGGGACGGUGUAGAGGAAGCUUCACUCCUGCAGAUAUCCAGCAGAGUCUCUCCCUCUCUGUCUCUGAAACUCUCUCGCUCUCCCUGCUCACCACCCCCCAGUUUGUUGCCGUGAUUUAUUCAGGAAUGUUUUGGCACACAGCCCUGUUGGUCUGUUGUAAAACCUCUGCCCUUUGGAACAUUGCACCGUUACAGAGAUUCACAGUGAGAAUCUUCAUCUCCCAGCUCCUUGCUCAACAGUUCCAGGCCUGAGGGAUGGAGAUGGAGUUACACUCUGGCCUGCAGGACUGUGUGCUGACCAGGCCUCAGGUUAAACUGGUCCAGGACGUGGCGUUCCCAGACUGGGUCGCAGACAACUGGAGCCUCCUGGAGUCUUUCCAAGCGAAGGCCGGGGAUCUACUCAUCGCAACCUACCCCAAAGCAGGGACGACCUGGAUGCAAGAAAUUGUUGAUCUCAUUAACCACGAUGGAGAUGGGGACAUGUGUAAACGGGGUCCCGUCCACGAUCGCAUCCCCUUCCUGGAAUUUUUCCCUGGUCAGCACAACAUUCCAAGCGGUGAGUUUUCCUGGGGCUCGUGGUACGACCAUGCGAAGGGCUGGUGGGAAGCGAAGGAGAAACAUCCGAUUCUGUUCCUCCUUUAUGAAGACAUGAAGGAGAACCCCAGGCGGGAGAUCCAGAAGGUGGCCCGGUUCAUGGGGAAGGUUCUGGAAGACGACGUCCUUGAGAAGAUUGUCCAUCUCUCCUCCUUCCAGGUGAUGAGGGACAACCCAAUGGCCAAUUACACCACGUUGCCGAGCAUGAACCAAUCCAUCUCCAGGUUCAUGAGAAAAGGUGAGGUUGGAGACUGGAAGAACCAUUUCACGGUGGCUGAGAACGAACAUUUUGAUGAACAUUACGAGAGACAGAUGGCUUCGUGCUCCAUAGCGUUUCGCCAGGUCCUGUAACCAGGGCGAGAGAAGUCGAACGAUCUCAGAAUAAAAUUCCUAAUGAGCCUC